Hypoxylon fragiforme is the source of this 2174-nucleotide messenger RNA. Its product is annotated as phosphoglycerate mutase-like protein. Bases 451 to 1530 code for a protein of 359 amino acids. The transcript is spliced from 3 exons. The record is from RefSeq and is a predicted model, not a curated record. NCBI's taxonomy places the organism in Eukaryota, Fungi, Ascomycota, Sordariomycetes, Xylariales, Hypoxylaceae.
CCUUUAUAAAUAGGGGAAUCUUUUAGGGGGAGUUCCUAUAAUCCUAUUUAUUGAUAUAAUCGUUUUGUCGAUAAUUAUGGUGCAACUAAAAGAAUUGGCCAUAGGAAUUCAUUACUACUAGUAGUAUAUCCAUCAUAAAGAUUAGAGUUAUGCACAAUAACACUCACGCACGUGAUGCGCCUUGACAUCAUUUCGCAUGGAUGAUGUGCCUCGGCUCUAUUCCCGAUUCUUUACUUACCUCCUUACAUAUACAUACAUGUAUGUGCAUGUAGUAUUCACUACAACUUCUACAUAACUACAUUAUAUGUAACUUAUACUGGCUUCAGUCCAGAUCUUUUAUUCAGCCCCAAAAUUGUCAAUGUCUGUCCAAAUCGGCCUAUCAUUUUUAUUUUUAUAUUCCAAUUUCGGCUUCUUUGGCUUGCCUAUGGUGGCGCAUACGAAUCGUCAACAAUGUCGCUAGAGGUCAUCUACGUGGUCCGGCACGGGUUCCGCACAUCGUGGUCGGUUGAUCAUUCUACUGGCAAAUAUACUGCUACUAUUCGUUCUCCUACAAACUUGCCCACCGACCCAGCUCUCACGUCCCAUGGAGUUGAACAAGCAAAUGAAUUAGCAGUUCACUUACGACAGCUACAUCCACCGAUAGAAAAAGUGUAUUCUAGUCCUUAUUAUCGAUGCAUGCAAACUAUCCAGCCGUUCGUUCGCCAUCCCAGACAUUCUCAUAUAUCCGAGAAUGUCUCAGGAGACUCUACCAUCGGAAUUUGUGUAGACCUUGGGCUUAGUGAAUGGUACGGCUUGGCGCACUUCGAGCAUCCGUCAUCUGCGCCCCUGGAUGAGUUGCGGGGCUUUUUCCCUGAGCUCGAUGCAAGCUAUGCAUCUACCCCAGCGCCAGAGCGCCACGGGGAGUCUCUGCCCCAGCUGCACGAUCGCGUUGCGAAGGCCAUCGGAUCUAUUAUCCGACGCAGUGACCGAGAAGGUCACAAAGCUGUGCUCAUUUCUACUCACGCAGCAGUGGUCAUCGCCCUUGGGCGGGUUCUCACUGGCCAAAUGGAGAAAGACUUUGGUGCAUUUACAUGUGGAUUAAGUAAAUAUAAACGACGCAGUUCCGAUGACGGUCAACCCCCCAUAGACUUAGGUCUGAAGACCGGCCCUUGGGGCAUUACUUCGGCGGCGCGGGGCAGAAGCCAGAUCGGCGAAGUAAGGCCUGAAGGCCAUUCGGAUACUGAGCCUGCAGGCGAUGCCGAUCCCCAUCGAUACGACUCAGAAAGGCCGGGUCUCGGAUUAUUAAUAAGGGACAACCCUGAACGUUAUGGAGGUUGGAUUUGUGAGCUAGACUCUGAUUGUAGCUUUCUACGUGGUGGCGAGGAAAGAGGAUGGAAAUUUUCCGGUGACGAGUCAUUCAUCGAGACUGAUAGUGAUGGCAGCGUAUGGCCAUCGAACACCGCAUCUACUCCUGUUACGGCUGUUGACAGGACAGGGUUAGAAACCCACAACAGCCACAAUACUCCAAAUGUCAGUACAUCCAAGCUAUGAUCUUUCAUUGAUCUGAAAGACCAUGAAAACUAGGUGCCUUAGCUUUACUUGCCACCUGUCGUUGCAGCUUACGACAUGCACGUAAGCAACGUUCCCGCUUGUUCAUGUCGAUCGCGUGUCCUCCAACCUAGCGGCGUAGUGACGCCUUAAGGCCCGUUAUUAUCAUUGCAGACUAGCCAAAUCACAUCGCAUCAUUGAGAAUAGGCCACACAUUUCACACACAUAGAAUCCAUCGACUCCCCUUCUGUCACACAGAAGCUCCAAAAGCCUUUUCGCGUGCCAGUGUAACUGUUGUACGAGAACGGCUUCAACUGUUACAGAGUAAGUAAGGUAGUCAGCAUUGUAAGACCAGCCACUAGUAUACUAUGCAUCGACAAUGGUCAUAUGGCAUGUUUCAUAUGUUAAGGAGCCUCAGAACUAUUGAGUAUAGAUACACCUUAGAGUCGUGAAAAGGGAUGUAUAUCAUAGCAAAAGGACAGACAUCUCCACAUCUAGAUUGAGUCAAGUCUCACACUCUUGGCUUGUUAUGGAUGGAUGAUUCGGCAGCCACUAGGAUACUAGGUACAAAUAUGAUCUGUCACAAAAUCACGCAAAUCACUGGCAGAAUAAUGAGGAGUACUCAGUAACUAAACCAUCAUCGAAAC